Aplysia californica (California sea hare) is the source of this 881-nucleotide messenger RNA. RefSeq lists its product as uncharacterized. The record is from RefSeq and is a predicted model, not a curated record. Gene Ontology annotation, biological process: G protein-coupled receptor signaling pathway. Gene Ontology annotation, cellular component: plasma membrane. NCBI's taxonomy places the organism in Eukaryota, Metazoa, Mollusca, Gastropoda, Aplysiida, Aplysiidae. Gene Ontology annotation, molecular function: G protein-coupled receptor activity.
AUGUAUACAUUCAUCUGUACAGUGCGAGCCAGGCGAGCUACAGCCAUCUACACGCUCAUGUGGAUCAGCGGCUGGGCGUCGUGCGGGCGAGUUCUCCAGUUCAAGAUCUACUGUUUUGUCUUUGGCUGGCUGGGCAGUGCCCUGGUGGUGUGGUCUGCAGGAAUCAUCGUCAUCAUGACCAGCUGCAGCUGAGGCAGCGUAACGAGGUGCGUGUGGCGAGCAGCGUGACAGCCAUCACUGAGCCCCGCAGCACAUCGCUCGUCCUGGGCCGGAGGAGGAUCUUUGGCCGGGUCACGCUCGUCGUCUCUUUCGUCUACGCCUUGUGCUACGCCCCGUUUGUGGUGAGCUUUGCUUGCUUUGGUUUUCAAGGUGGUGAUGAUGGUGGCAGUGAUGAAAAGGGUAGUGGUCUUGCUAAUGCUGCUGUUGCUAUUGUUGUUAUGGUCGGGGUGGUGCUGCGCUUACUCGUUGACACGGUCAACAAUCUUCCUCAUCAGAACAAUCUCAUCCACUCGGUCACAAUGAGCCUCCUCUUCCUCAGCCCGUUACUCAACCCCAUCAUUUACGGCAUUUUCAACAAACAGUUUCGCAAGGCCUUCUUCGGCUUAUUCCAUCUCCGAGUGAAAUUCAGUCCAAACUCUAGAACUAGAAGUGGCACCGCGGACCCGCGCGUUCACAACCGGCACUCUUCCACGCGGGGCGGUGCGAAUCGAGGCACUUCCAACAGAGGAGAAAUGUGCAACCGGAAGUCGUCUGCAAAUCAGCUGGCUGCGGAGCAAAGUUUCGCCCGAGGCGGCGGGAGAUCGCUUUGUACUGUGACUGUGACAACAACGAUCAUGGACAAUUACUCGGAGUAUUCUCCCACCACCGUAAAUCCAUCAUAG